AUGAACUUCUCAUAUCCGGACGUUAAAAGUAUCGGCCUUGGAGGCGGAUCUAUCGUGCGAGAGCAUGAUGCUGGAACCACGGUCGGCCCUGACAGUGUAGGUUACAAGAUCCAGACAGAGGCUCUUGUGUUCGGUGGCAAUGUUGCUACAACCACCGACUAUACGGUCGCAGGAAACGGGAACAUUACCAUUGGUGAUCGCAGCCAGGUGCAACACUUGUCGCCAAGUGGCAUUUCUUCGUUCAAAGCCAAAGUAAAGGCAAUGCUGGAAAAGGUCGUCGAUACUAUGAAGACAUCGCCAGAAGAUCUGCCUGUGUUAUUAGUUGGUGGCGGAGCUGUUAUAGCUCCUGACGAGCUGAUUGGCACAAGUCGUGUUAUCAAGCCAGAGUACUCUGGAGUAGCCAACGCAAUUGGUGCCGCGAUAGCAAGAGUCAGCGCUGUGAUCGAUACAGUCAAGUCCACUGAAUCAAGAAGUGUCGCCGACCUGGUUGCACAGAUCUCGAAAGAGGCCAUGCAGAAAGCUGUCGAGUCUGGAGCAGCACAAGACUCUGUCAAGAUUGUCGAGGUGGAAACACUACCGUUACCAGUGAGUACUACCCAAGGCUGA
Aureobasidium musti is the source of this 606-nucleotide messenger RNA. Lineage: Eukaryota; Fungi; Ascomycota; Dothideomycetes; Dothideales; Saccotheciaceae. The record is from the annotation of a GenBank genome assembly.